This is a messenger RNA of Rhipicephalus microplus (southern cattle tick), 1861 nucleotides long. Its product is annotated as solute carrier family 35 member E2A. The record is from RefSeq and is a predicted model, not a curated record. Lineage: Eukaryota; Metazoa; Arthropoda; Arachnida; Ixodida; Ixodidae.
CAGAGGGCUUUUAUUUUUCGGUUUCGCAGUUUCGUUGACGUAUCCACCAAGUAUCCACGGCGAGCGUACUAAGCGGCGGCGGUAGCUCUGCUCCUCCGUGCUCUGCCUGUCACGAUCGAUUUUACGAUGCUAUCUCGCGAGAACGAUAACGCGCGUGAUAAGAGUUUGCUGCCGGGCAAGCACUGUACGUAGUCGACGUAGUCUUGAAAUCGUGAAGCGAUUUUCGCAUGCAGGGGGGUGUGCUAUUUACGUCACCGGCAUGAAUACGUGUGUUGCCUUGAAACGGUCCCGACGUUGAUAAAGUAGCGCUUUUUCUAUUUUUGUUUGUUAUUUGCGCGUACCACUCUGUACGCUUAACAAGUGGCGCAGGUGCCGACUUCCAUGGAACAGGGGCGUUUAUGAAACGUAUACGUUGCAUAUUCCGCGUGCGUAAACGUGGACAGGUUCCGCGGAAAGUUCACUAGUUGACUUUUCUUUCUACGUAGAAUGAAUGGAGCUGCAACAUGUCAUCAGGAACCAGACGACAUGGUUGGCGAGCAGGCCAGUCGAACAGACAGUGACUGUGUGGUGAAGGGCUCCCUGUACGGCGAGCAGCUGAGUCGGCACCAUCGUGGUAGCUUCGGUUGCAAGGAAGAUGCCAUGACCGGUAGACUGCCCUUCCACGGACCUUCGUCGCGGGAGGUGGAGCUGGCCAGUGUGCCAGUCCUCGAGAGGCGCGGUGGACUUUACAGCGGCGGAGCGCUAGUCGUGCUCGUCGUCUGGUACUUUUUCAGCUUCACCACGUUGGUGCUCAACAAGUGCAUCCUUUCGUACCAAUCUGGGGACCCUGUAGUUCUGGGCGCAGUGCAGAUGCUAUGCUGCUUCACCUGUGGCUACGUCCAGAUGCAGCUGACCACCAGACGAAAGCUGUCCCCCGAGAACUCUCCCAAGAUGCACAAUGUCGUCCUUGUUGGGUCGUUGCGAUUUAGCACGGUGUUCUUGGGCCUGGUGGCGUUAUGGUACGUGCCAGUGUCAUUUGCAGAAACGGUGAAGAGCUCGGCGCCCGUGUUCACGGUGGUCAUCUCGCGGCUAGUGCUGGGCGAAAUGACCACCUGGCUGGUCAAUAUGAGCCUCUUCCCGGUCAUGGGAGGCCUGGCCCUGUGCAGCGCGAACGAGCUGAGCUUCAACCUGCCAGGCUUCAUUGCGUCUCUCUCUACUAAUCUCUCGGAAUGCUUUCAGAACGUCUUCUCCAAGCGGCUGCUCACCGACGAGAAGGUCAAGCUUCUACCCGUGGAGCUUCAGUGCUACACUAGCCUAAGCUCGGUGUUCAUCCUGGUGCCCACCAUGUUGGCCCUGGUGGACUUUGGCAAAGUGUGGGAGACCUGGUCAUGGAAUAUGGCAGGCAUGCUGCUGCUGGGGGGACUGUCAUUCCACUGCCAAAGUUUCACGGAGUACAUUCUGCUGGGCUACAUCUCACCUGUCACCCACAGCGUGGCAAACACAGUCAAGCGGGCGCUCAUGAUCUGGCUCUCCGUCCUGGUCUUCGGCAACCAAGUCACAUUCCUCAGCGGUCUAGGGACGCUCAUUGUCAUAGCUGGCGUGUUCCUGUACAACCACGCACGCAACAUUGCCGCGACUCUGUACCAAUACGAUGUAACGCUCAGUACCGUCAAAGUUACUGACCAUGAUGUUUGAUAGGUUUAGGCGUUCAGAAACAAGACUUUGAUUCACCAGUCUUGAAAACAUGCUAGAGGCCGAUCUUUUCAGUCAUUGGCUGCUGUUCGUAGAAACAUUGCGACAUUAUUUAACAUAUUUAUUGCACGGUAUAUUGCAAAGAUGCUAGAUUAAAAAUGACAACUUUAUUUCAAGAUUGCCGACACAA